Staurois parvus is the source of this 921-nucleotide messenger RNA. NCBI's taxonomy places the organism in Eukaryota, Metazoa, Chordata, Amphibia, Anura, Ranidae. The record is from the annotation of a GenBank genome assembly.
AAGUCAUUGUUGGAAGUGACAGUGACUUUACGAUUGAGUCGAACCCAUACAUACCCAAGGGACUUCUCACUGGAGAGAAGAUAUAUCAAAGGUUUUACAAUGGAAGCAAACCUUGUUGGUCACCGGAAGGUCCACACAGAAGAAAAUCCAUAUCCGUGCUCCGAAUGUGACAAAUCUUUUAGCGUGAAGUCAAGGCUUGUGAGACACCAGAAGGUUCACACCGGAGAGAAACCGUUUCAGUGCAGCGAGUGCAACAAAGCGUUCCAGAGGAAGGACGCACUGAUGGUACAUCAGAGGUAUCACACGGGGCAGAGGCCAUAUCAGUGCUGUGAAUGUGACAAAGCCUUUAUGGAGAAGUCGCAUCUUCUCUCGCACCAGAAGGUCCACACGGGGCACAGGCCGUGCGAUAAGGGUUUUGUAAGGAAGUCGCAUCUCGUCGUACACCAGAGGUCUCACACAGGGGAGAGGCCGUACCCGUGUUCUGAAUGUGACAAGGCCUUCGCAGUGAAGACGCAUCUUCUCCGACACCAGAGCAUCCACACCGGAGAGCGGCCACAUCAGUGCUACGAAUGUGAUAAAGCCUUCAAAGUGAAGAAAAGCCUUCUCACGCACCAGAUCGUCCACACCGGAGCGAAGCCGUAUACCUGCUCUGAAUGCGAUAAGGGUUUCGUAUUGAAGUCGCACCUCGUCAUACACCAGAGGUCCCACACCGGGGAGAGGCCGUACCCAUGUUCUGAAUGUGACAAGGCCUUCGCAGAGAAGGCGCCUCUUCUCCGACACCAGAGGAUCCACACCGGAGAGCGGCCACAUCAGUGCUACGAAUGCGAUAAAGCUUUUCGAGUGAAGUCGGCCCUCGUCAAACACCAAAGGAGCCACAGUCUGACUUUCUGGCUGCAAAGCGGAAACUCUGGGAAAAAGUAG